Morus notabilis is the source of this 2987-nucleotide messenger RNA. Its product is annotated as lysine-specific histone demethylase 1 homolog 1. The coding region runs from base 16 to 2457 and encodes 813 amino acids. Lineage: Eukaryota; Viridiplantae; Streptophyta; Magnoliopsida; Rosales; Moraceae. Gene Ontology annotation, cellular component: nucleus. The transcript has a single exon. The record is from RefSeq and is a predicted model, not a curated record. Gene Ontology annotation, molecular function: oxidoreductase activity; protein binding.
AAAGCUAACCUGAUUAUGGAAAUGGAAGCCACGGACACACCCCAAGACCCCUCCGAUACCAACCCUGACGACGUCGUCUCCGGCGACUCCUCACCUGAUACCGACGCCACAAUCUCCGAGAACCUCGCUCACGAUUCCCGAGACUCACCGGAAAAUGCCUCCUCCGCUCCCCAAACGACGGUCGAAGCUCCCAUUUCCGACUCCCUCGACGAUUCCUCCGAUCCUGUUCCCGAAGACACCGCCGAUGAGCCACCGCAAAACCUCUCCAACCGACCCGAACGCGGCCCAACCGAACCGGGCCCUCCGGCGAGGAAACGACGCCGUAGAAAGAAGUUCUUCACCGAACUCAACGGAAGUCCGUCGCUGGCCAAGAUUCGCCGCGCCGACCUAGCCAAGGAGGUCGACAUCGAAGCCCUAAUCGCGGUUUCAGUGGGAUUUCCUGUCGACUCGCUCACCGAGGAGGAGAUCGAGGCCAACGUGGUCGCCACCGUUGGCGGGACCGAGCAGGCGAACUACAUAGUAGUGAGGAACCACAUUCUGGCGCGUUGGAGGUCGAACGUUUCCGCAUGGUUGACGCGCGACCACGCGCUCGAGUCCAUUCGGUCGGAGCACAAGGGCUUGGUCGACUCGGCUUACCGGUUCCUCCUCGAGCACGGCUACAUCAACUUCGGGCUCGGACCGGCCAUGAAAGAACCGAAAUUGAGGUCCUUCGACGGGGCCGAGAGGGGCAAUGUCGUAAUUGUCGGCGCCGGCUUGGCUGGUUUGAUUGCGGCGAGGCAAUUGGUGUUUCUAGGGUUUAAAGUCGUAGUCUUGGAAGGUAGGGCCAGACCUGGAGGUCGCGUAAAGACGAAGAAGAUGAGUGGCGAUGGUGCCGAGGCUGCAGCGGAUCUCGGUGGGAGCGUCCUCACCGGAAUAAAUGGCAAUCCGCUUGGAGUUCUAGCUAGGCAAUUGGGUUUGCCUCUUCAUAAGGUGAGGGAUAUUUGUCCGCUUUAUUUACCUGAUGGGAAAGCAGUAGACUCGGAAAUUGAUUCUAGAGUAGAGGUUUCUUUUAACAAGUUGCUAGAUAGAGUAUGUAAGCUUAGGCAGGCAAUGAUAGAGGAAGUUAAAUCCGUAGAUGUCCCAUUAGGAACUGCAUUGGAAGCUUUUCGGAGAGUUAAUGGCGUCGCGGAGGACCCACAAGAGCGGAUGCUCUUAGAUUGGCAUCUAGCUAACUUGGAAUAUGCAAAUGCCUCUCUAAUGUCGAAUUUAUCAAUGGCAUAUUGGGAUCAGGAUGAUCCGUACGAGAUGGGGGGUGAUCAUUGUUUCAUUCCCGGCGGCAAUGAGACCUUUAUCCGAGCCCUUGCAGAGGACCUUCCGAUUUUCUACAAAAGGACUGUGGAGAGCAUUAGGUAUGGAACCGAUGGGGUGUUGGUGUAUGCUGGUGGCCAGGAGUUUCGGGGUGACAUGGUUCUCUGCACGGUGCCAUUAGGAGUCUUGAAGAAGGGGUCUAUUGAGUUUGUCCCUGAGCUUCCGCAGCGAAAAAGAGAUGCCAUCCAGAGACUAGGCUUCGGGUUACUGAAUAAGGUUGCCAUUUUAUUUCCUUAUAACUUUUGGGGUGGAGAUAUUGAUACCUUCGGUCAUUUGUCUGAGGCUCCAAGCAUGAGAGGCGAGUUCUUUCUGUUCUAUAGCUAUUCCUCUGUAUCAGGAGGUGCGCUUCUAGUUGCUCUUGUGGCAGGAGAUGCUGCUGUUAGGUUCGAGCUGAUGUCCCCUGUGGAGUCCGUUAAAAGGGUGUUAGAGAUAUUGAGAGGUAUCUUUAAUCCCAAAGGGAUUGUUGUUCCAGACCCGAUUCAGGCUGUUUGCACUCGCUGGGGAAGGGAUAACUUUGCCUAUGGAUCAUAUUCCUAUGUCGCAGUAGGCUCUUCUGGGGACGAUUACGAUAUACUUGCAGAGAGUGUUGGGGAUGGGAGAUUGUUCUUUGCUGGAGAAGCGACUAACAAACAGUAUCCAGCAACAAUGCAUGGGGCAUUUCUCAGUGGAAUGAGAGAGGCUGCCAACAUAUUUAGAGAAGCCAAAAGGAGGUCCUUAAUUUCUCCUAACAAGUUAAAUGAUGUUAAUGAGGAAGUUGACAAUUUGAAUAAAUUGUUUGACGCGCCUGAUCUGACGUUUGGAAGCUUCUCUGUGUUAUUUGAUCCGGGGUCAAAUGAUCUCGAUUCGAAGUCCUUGUUGAGAGUGAAAUUUAGAGGGGGAAAGUUAGAACUCGCUUGUCUCUGUCUCUAUGCCUUGAUUUCAAGGAAGCAGGUUAUUGAGCUGAGCGGGGUUGGUGGGGACGAUGACAGGAUGAGAAUGUUGAAUCAUGAAUUUGGAGUGAGACUGGUUGGAAGAAAAGGCUUACUAUCCGAUGCCGUCGAAUCUCUAAUGACCCGCAUAAGGUUGGCUAGAUCCAACCCAAAUGGAGGCAAUCAAAUUCAAGUGAAAUGACGCUUGUUAGAAGGAAGCUUCUAAUUGUGGCAUCAUGAUUGGAUCUUAGAGGCUAACUCAAUUGCUUGUUAAUUUUUUUUUGACAUUUAUCUCAUUUGGAAAUCGAUUGACUUGUUGGAUUUGAUUCUGGCUGCUUCAUGAGGUACGUAAAUGGCAGCGAUUUGUUUCUUCUACGUGAAUGCGGCAUGGACUUGGCAAUAGGCUCUUUUAUGCAGUGUUCUCAGUCCAUAGUUACUCCGAGAGCUGCCAGAUAUCAGUUGAUCCUCCGUGGACCUAUCACCUCUUUUUUUUUUUUUUUUUUUGGUAAAAAUUUAUUAUUUUAGUCACAUUACAAAAUUUGUUAAUCCAUUUUUUGACAAGUGGUUUUAUCCCUUCGCUAUGGUAAGUUGGUGCCAUACAGAAGGGAUGCUUGUAGGGAUGUGCUUUGUUUGGAAAUGCAUUUGGCAACAUAUUCGGGCAGAAUUCGCUUUUAAAUUUGGCAAAUGAAUCUUUGAAUUUGUAAUUUUUGAAACAGUUGUAAGCAGAUUGCA